GUCUGGCAUCAACAGCUGCCGCGAUCCAGGCGCGCACCCGACAAUGAUGUGCUGCCCAGACGAGUGCGAGGCCGAAAUAUUGCCGCGCCUGGAGGCCGCUUCAGCAGGGCCCCGCAUCGCGCCGAAGCAGGUGUGGGCCGUGCUGUCCCGCCUGAUCAAGGGAGACAAGAUGGUCUCGGCCGACAAGCGCAGGGACCUGCACUCUGAGCUGCACGCCCUGGGACUCAGGUCAGCGGACGGCCUCGUCGAGGUGCACGGGCGCCGCCUGGGCCGCUGGCUGCACCGCGCCUUCCCCCACAAGUGCCGCGGGCCCGCGGCGCCGGGCGCCCCGGCGGUGGUGGACCCGGCCGUGUCGCCCACGGCCUGGACAAAGGCUGGAAAGUACCUGCCGCUGGACGCGCCAGAGGUCGAGGAGAUUCGCGCUCACUUGGAGACCCGCUGGGGCCCCGACGGCACAGGCGCGGACCCGCGAUCGUUCGCGGCUCGGAGCUCGAUGAGCUUGGACGAGGAGUUGCAGCUCAUCCACAGGUUCCACGAACAGCAGAAGUCCGGCGGCCCGCCCGUGCAGCAGGCCAUGGAGGACGCCCUCAACGUCCGCAUGCUGGACCGCUCGGCCCCCUCGGAGUGGCUGCUGGCGGCCGCCCUGGCGGCCGCGCUGCUGGGGCCCCUGGCGGUGGCCGUCGCCCUGGCAGGGCGGCUCGCAGCCGAGGUCAGCUCCCUCCUGGCGGCAGCCGCCGCGGCUGGGCGCGCUCGUGCCGCCCCGCCGGCUGCGGCGGCGCUCGGCUGCGGGGGCCCGCCGUGCGCCCUCGAGGCGGCCGUCGCGCGGUCCGAGAAGGACGACUCCACGGACGCGGGGGACACCGACUCCGAGGUCGCCGGGGAGUUGGGCGCAGAGGACUCCGAGGCGGAGCGGGAGACCGCCGUGAUUGCCACAGAGGUCAGCCGCGGCUGCACCUCCUCGGUCGACGAGCACCCGAGCCAGAGGGAGGCGGCCCUGGACGUGGCAGCGGAGAUCGAGGACAAAAUUGAUCAUCAGAAGGCACCAGCAGCAACAGCAUCUCAGGUGCUGCCAUCGGCGAAGGUGGCCAUCGCUGCUCAUCCGCUGAAUCACGCGGCGCCCCUGUACCUCCCGAAGGGCUUCGGGCCGCCCCCAGGGCUGGAGCCGCCGUCCGGGCUGCAGCUGAAGCUCAAGGCCCUCGGCCUCGACCCUGACUGGCACCAUACCCCGGGGGCAGGGAGCAGGACCACCGCACCCCGGAGCACACCGAGCUCGAGCUUCGGGGCGCCGGAGAGCAGGCGUGGCGGGCAACCCCGGACGGCGCCCGCCUCAUGA
Messenger RNA from Prorocentrum cordatum, 1333 nucleotides. The record is from the annotation of a GenBank genome assembly. NCBI's taxonomy places the organism in Eukaryota, Dinophyceae, Prorocentrales, Prorocentraceae.